Messenger RNA from Phoenix dactylifera (date palm), 797 nucleotides. The record is from RefSeq and is a predicted model, not a curated record. NCBI's taxonomy places the organism in Eukaryota, Viridiplantae, Streptophyta, Magnoliopsida, Arecales, Arecaceae.
GCUACUGAAACUAUAGCCGAGCCUCUUCAAUUAAGAAAGAGAGAGAGAGAGAGAGAUAGCAGCCCUUGGAGCACACAAAGCUGCUGAAACUAUGGUCGAGGAGAGCAUGACUAGCAAAACAGCACAAAUAGAAUCCGAUCUUGAAGUUCCUCUGGGCAAAGUGCAGCCCUUUCGCAUAGCCAUGAAUCCUAAAUUGUUUGAAGCAGCAAGAUCAGGAAACAAAAGAAUUCUGGAUGAAUUACUGCAGCAAAAAGAUUUUUUUUUUGGGGCUUCGGCGGGGGAGAUAACUAGCUGCCUCCUUGGAGUUAUAGUGGAAGGGAACACGGCUCUCCAUAUUGUUGCAAGCCGAGGACAUCUCGAGAUUGCCAAGGAGAUCUGUUGUAGAGAGAUCUCUCUUUUGGCAGCACAAAACACGAGGCUCGACACUCCAUUGCAUUGCGCUGCAAGGGCUGGGGAUGAGAAGAUGGUCUCCCUCAUCAUCCAAUUUGCAAGGGAGGGCGAGAUCAAAGAAAGGGGAGUCUUGAGGGCCAAGAAUAGGGACGAGGCAAAUGCUUUGCAUGAGGCCGCCCAAUAUAACCAUGCGAAUAUGGCCAAAGUACUGAUGGAGGAGGAUGUUGGACUGGCGUCAAUGCCGAAUAGUGCCGGCAUGUCUCCGCUCUAUCUGGCCAUCGUGACAGGUUCCAUCGAUGUAGCCAAAGCCUUGCUACAGUCUUCCUCCUAGGAGAAUGCUUCUCCAGCAUCUUAUGCAGGCCCUAACAAGAGCACGGCGUUGCAUAUAGCAGUCCUCUGGAGUCGAG